Bicyclus anynana (squinting bush brown) is the source of this 2156-nucleotide messenger RNA. Its product is annotated as E3 ubiquitin-protein ligase RNF181. Gene Ontology annotation, molecular function: ubiquitin protein ligase activity. Gene Ontology annotation, cellular component: cytoplasm. The transcript has 3 exons. Bases 147 to 590 code for a protein of 147 amino acids. Lineage: Eukaryota; Metazoa; Arthropoda; Insecta; Lepidoptera; Nymphalidae. The record is from RefSeq and is a predicted model, not a curated record. Gene Ontology annotation, biological process: protein ubiquitination.
GUCUGUUUUGAUGUUUUGUGUCUAAACUUUAAAACUUUAAUAAUUUCUGCUAAAUGUUUUAAUUUUUUUUAACAACAAAAAUAUUUAAAACAGUGUAACCUACUCUCUUAACCGUCUGUGCAAUAAAUUUAUAUUUUACCAAAACCAUGGCAGAUUAUUUUCAAGAAAUGGGUUGGAGAGAAUUAGAAGAUGGUGAACAACCCAAUCAUCUUCUUCACAUGGCAAGAUUUCUAAUUGAUUUUGGUCAUUAUGAUGACUAUUUGACCGGAGAAUGGCCCAGAUUACCACCAGCAGCAUCUAAAGAAGCAGUGAAAAAUCUACAAGAAAUUGUAAUACAAACUGAAAACAAGGAAUGUCCUAUAUGCCUAAAAAAAUUUCAAGUCAAUGAAAAAGCUAAGGAAAUGCCUUGCCAUCACUUGUUUCAUGAAAAAUGUAUUAUAACAUGGCUUAAUCAGACCAAUUCCUGUCCCUUUUGUCGCUAUGAAUUACCAACAGAUGAUGAAGAGUAUGAAGCUUUUAAAAAACAGAAAUUAAGAGCUGAGCAAAGGAAGGAAGAUAUAGAAACAUUACAUAACUCUAUGUUUAGUUGAUUUCACUUUCAAAGGAGGUCCAGAAUUGUACGAAGCUUACGACUGGCCAAUGUCAAUAAAUUAAAAAAAAUAAAACAACUUGAUUUUAAUUCAGUGAAAAUUAUACAUUCUAUUCAAGAAGUGAAAUAUAUGAUCAAUAAUGGCGGAUUGAUGGCACUUAAACAUUUUGAGUCACUUUUCCAGUCAAUCAUAUCUAAAUCCUAAUGAAUUAAUCACAUUGAUAAUAUUUUAAAGAAUAUGAAAUUAAAUUAAAUAAAUUGGUAAUAAUUGAGUGAAUCAUCAUUCAUCUAUAAUAUAAAUUUUAAUACUAUCAUUUAUUUAUUUCCCAUUAAUUGAUUAUGAAACACGGCUAAAACUCACGUGAUAUUACGUCGGAGUACGCCGUGUUUUAGCCGUGUUUCAUAAUCAAUUAAUAUGAAUAACACUCACGAUAGUUUAAAUUCUAAAAUAUUUAUUUCCCCUUUUUUUUAAAUUUUUAAGUAAUAUUAAUAUUUAUUAAAACAUUUAUAAAUAUUAAUAUUUAUUAAAACAUUAUUAAAAACUUAUAGAAUAUAUAUUAUUAAUUAAGAAUAUUAUUAAUCAAUCAUAUUUCUUAAAGAAAAUAGUUCAGUUUCACUGACUUAAAAGUCAUUUUAAUAAUCAUAUUAAUGAAGAUGAAAUGAUGACCUUUUUCAUGUAAUUUAGUUUGAUUAUUUCAAUAAAUCAGAAUGAAACAGGGGUUGAAAGUUUCAAGCUACACGUUUUUUUUAAAAAUUGGUAUGAAAAAUACUAAAAAUAAUUUCUUACAAGACUUUUCAAAAUUCAACCCCCUUGAAAACGGGGUUGAAUUUUUUAUUACGAAUCGGUCAUGUUUUGUGUUAUAUUUUUGUAAAAUGAUUAGUGGACUAUUUAUUAUAUAAAAUGAGCGAAAAUAAAAGGAGAAGGGAAUGCAAUAGGGGUUAAAAGUAGUAAAUCGAUUUCCACGCGGACGUUGUGGGCGUUCGCUAGUACUAAAUAUAGUCCAUGUAAACGUAGUCCAAGGACCAUCUUUAUUUUAUUUUAUUUUAUUUUAAUGUUAAGGUCUUUGUAAAAUAUAUUUUAUGUAAACAAUGAACAUCAUGUUGAUGUACCUACCUGAAAAGUUUUACAUUAUUGUAUUUUUUUUUAGAUUUCUAAGAAUCAAGUAUAAUCAAUACUUGAUUUUAAAAUGGUUGUAACUUUAUUUGUAUGAGUAAAGGAAUAUUAUAGGUUAAUACUGUUAUUUGUUUGUAACAUUACAGUUUGAUGUUUGUAACAUGUUAUAACCAUUAAAGUACAGAUGAAUUAAUUUUAAAAAGUUUCAACAGUCCAUUUUAAGACUCAAACUACAGGAAAAUAAAUGACUACAUUUAAAAAGUUACAAACAUAUUUUCUUUGAUAGCGAUACUAAGUGUAUUUAUUGGUGAUUGGUUUUUCCCAUCUAUUGUGUUAAGCAAAUUAUUAUAGUAAAUUAUUAUUUAUACCUACGUCAAAUCAAUUAUCAUGUUAUAUUUUACUGGGUGAUAAAAUAUUGUUGAAGAUUUUAUAAUUACAUUAAUUAAAUUGGAA